Molecule: messenger RNA, 3675 nt
Organism: Penicillium griseofulvum
Lineage: Eukaryota; Fungi; Ascomycota; Eurotiomycetes; Eurotiales; Aspergillaceae
Product: HECT-type E3 ubiquitin-protein ligase
Exons: 3
Coding region: 1-3675 (1224 amino acids)
Biological process (GO): protein polyubiquitination; ubiquitin-dependent protein catabolic process
Molecular function (GO): protein binding; ubiquitin protein ligase activity
Source: RefSeq, a predicted model, not a curated record
AUGUUUCAAUCCUUCACAGGCAAUUCUCGUCGCCCGCGGCAGGUGAACCUCAGUGGCCGAGCCACUAAUCCCUUCGCUGCAUUCCCCGGAAGCUCGCCAAAUAGAACUCCUCAUGCCGCGAACCCCGAGAGUGCAGUAGCUAUUGCCCAACGGGAGCGAGCCCUGAGACAGCACGAGAGAGAUCGACAGACCGCAUCUCGCACUGUUCAGCGAGUUUGGCGUGGUCAUCAAAGCAGGAAAGCAACAUAUAAGACCUGGAAGUCUGAAUGGGAUAAUAUCGAGUGGAAGAGGGUCACAAGCGCCCUAGGAUUCGAUGAUGAUCGGGCCCCAACGACGGAGGUUGAGCGUCUGGAGUGUCUAUCACGUCUUUCUGCACCACCAUAUCCCACAGCAGAGGAAUGUUUAGAUCAGCUUAGGCUUCUGGUUCAGUUUGUGGGAUUGGUAAGGAAGAAAGAAGAUGUGCUACGUCUGGUAUACUUCUGCGAUGUCUUUGAGAAGACAUUCCAUGCUCUCCCCACGAUCGCUACGGAAAAUGAAUGGACCGAGCUGUUGAAACGGCUGGCAAUCGCUAUUCUCAAUGCCCUCGGAUCAGCAAGGGACAGUCCGACUCAUGAAGCUGCAGUUCUGCCUCUCCUUCGGACGAUAGUCUUCCUUGUUGACUUGAUACCGAAGAAGAUGGCAAUGAUUGCCAAACACUACUAUCGAACGAUGGCGUUUUUGACAAAGAAUAUUGACCAUUGGCAAGGCACUUUGUUACCAGAACAUCUGACCAACGCUGUUCUGGCACUUCUGAGACCAAUCACCUCAGAAACAAUGACAGCUUACGAGGCUCUUGCGAUAUCAUAUCUCACCAUUCCGAACCUACCCUCUUAUCUUCGUGAGCUCGAUGGAUUGGCGCACCAAAUAAACUACAAAUUGCUGGCGUCUGCAAUCGAAUCGUAUAUUCCUCUGACCAAAGAACGCCUUUCGCCCGACGAUGUCGAGGGCAUCGAAGGCCGACUUUGGCUGCUUGCAUACUUGAUCUUCUUUCACCGAUAUGCUCUUCCAGGUCAGGCCAACCUGCAAGCACCGGACCUCGGAUUCCUGAAUGUGGUCUCUGCGUUGCUUAACUCAACAUCUAUCUAUCUGACACGGUGCCUGGAGGUGGACGAAAGUGGCGCUGAUCCAAUCAGGGGCCCUUAUCUGGAUCCGUUUGUUGCAGAUCAGGUCAGUAGCCUGGUUAACCAAAGUAGCAUCACAGGGUUACUUUCUCGCAUCAAAACAUCCAGCCUAUCUCACACAGACUUAUCAACCCAUCAAUCUAACGCCUCGAAAGAAGCGAAAAUCCUUGCUACCUAUGCUCUGAACUUGCUGAGGGUGUUCCCUCGGCGUGGAGACGACAUUCGAAUGUGGUUAUACCUGGGCUCGGCACCUUCAGUAGGUCCGACUUCUGGCCAACCAGGUGCGAAAAUACCGGCAAUCAAAUACUUCUGGCAGGCAUCAAAAUCCAGUCGGAUAUUUGACAUCAUCAGCAAGGAUUCGACGCAAGUUCUUCCGUUGCUUCAGCCGCCACAAGAAGGGGAUCAAGAGGAUCAAGACCAGGAGUGGACAAUUAUUCUUCUCUUUUUUGAGCUUUACACAUUCCUUUUGAAAGUCAUGGAUGACGAAGAGUUCUUUUCAAGCGCGUCACCAUUUACAGCUUCAUCAAAUGUCCUGUCUUCAUGGACGAAAGAGAGUGCGCUGCCACUUGAUGACAUUAAAGAUAUGACCGUCUUUCUGAAAAACCUUGCCUUCACCCUUUACUGGAAUGUGGCCGACUUGACUAAGAAAGGCCCUGUUCCGUCAUCUGCUGUGGAUCUUAGAAGUUAUUUCAGCAACACGGCUCAGGUUUCUGAACCAACGGAGCGUUUUGAAGUGGACGCCAAGAAGGAAAUCAAUGAUCUUCCCGGUGUGACAGGUAUCCCACUUGACUACUUCAAAGGCUUGGUUACAGGUUUGCUCAGAAUGCUGCAUGAGCGAGAUUCUCGACGCAAGUUCCUUCCUCAAAAUCAUUGGUUGAUGACAGAUCGAUUUGACAUGGAAGGCUUUAUCCCAGCCGUUGUGGCAGAAGAGGAGAAACGCCAUGAAUUCCAAGACGACGAUGAAGAUGCUGAGCCUGAUCUUCUCGACGAGGAAUACCCAGAGCCUUCUCAGCUUGUCGGCAAUAGUCAUGCGCGUCGACUGAUUCACAUCCAGGCCAUGCGAAAUAGUCAACGAAGGCAAGCUCAUAAUAAUGCUCUUGCAGCAAUUGCUCCACGGCUAGAGAUACUUCGAAACAUGCCGUUCUUCAUCCCGUUUGCCACGAGAGUGCAAAUAUUCCGUCAGUUUAUCUUUAGGGAUCAACAGCGUCGCCGAAAAGGCUUCGUGGAUCCUGAGUCUUGGCGUUUGUCUGUGGCCCAAAGUGCUAUGAUAAAUGGACCGCCUGAGGGGGCGGCGAAUAUCUUGGCCCGACACCAUGCGGACAUCCGGCGUGAGAGUGUAUUUGAAGAUGCGUUCUCUCAAUACUAUAGCCUGGGUGACGGUCUUAAAGAGCCAAUCCAGAUCAGCUUUAUCGACCAGUUUGGCGCAAUGGAGGCCGGUAUCGAUGGUGGCGGCGUGACAAAGGAGUUCCUGACAAGUAUCACUUCCCAGGCUUUCAAGACCGAUGACUACGAGAGCAUGUUUGCGGAGAAUGAUCACCAUCUGCUGUAUCCCAGUCCCACAGCUGUUGACCAACUUAAAAAAGUACUCAGCGAGGCUGGACUCACAAGUUCAAGUGCAGAGUGGCAGGAUGACGUGCGCGGUCUUCUUCGACGUUAUGAAUUCCUCGGCCGUAUCAUUGGAAAGUGUCUUUACGAGGGAAUCUUGGUGGAUGUCAACUUUGCACCAUUCUUUCUCUUGAAGUGGGCCUUGACAGGAGGCUCUCGGUCUGCGGUGAAGGAAUCUUCCUAUCGUGCCAACUUGAACGAUUUGAAGGACCUUGAUGAGGGAUUGUACCAGGGCUUGUUACAACUCAAGAAUUACCCUGGAAAUGUGGAAGACUUUGGACUCGACUUCACCAUUAACAACGUAAUUCGGAUGCCUAGUGGAAACAACCGCACUGUCACGGUAGAGUUGAAACCAAAUGGCUCACAGACCGCCGUGACCAACAAGAACAGAUUGGUCUACAUCUCCUACAUGGCUCGUUACCGUCUGCAGUUGCAACCCGCUCUACAGACCAACGCCUUUUUGCAAGGUCUAGGCCAGAUCAUUCAACCCUCCUGGCUAUCCAUGUUCAAUCAAUCCGAGUUGCAAACGUUAGUGAGCGGAGACAAGGCUGAUAUUGAUGUGGAGGACCUGCGCCGGAACACUCUCUACGGAGGGGUGUAUGUGAUUGGAGAUGAUAACCUAGAACACCCGACUAUUGCACUCUUCUGGCAGGUGAUGCACGAGAUGACCAACGAGGAACGACAAAAGGUCAUCCGUUUCGUUACAUCUACCCCACGAGCUCCAUUGCUGGGAUUCAGCCAUCUUCGUCCCCACUUUAGCAUCAGAGACUCUAGUGAAGAUCAAGAACGAUUGCCGAGUACUAGUACCUGUGUGAAUCUUCUCAAGCUGCCACGAUACUCGGAUGCAGAGACAUUGAGGAGUAAACUACUGUAUGCAGUUAGUUCGGGUGCUGGGUUUGAUUUGAGUUAA